AUGCGUAACCUUUCUAGCGAUGGCAUGACCUCGAGCUCGGUUGACGACUCAUACCUAGCACCUGAAGCCCAAGGUUUUCAAGAUUCGGUGAGCAAGAGGCGUCGGCACGCCAUGUACUUCCAUCGGCCGCCAGUUUGGCGCUAUAGUUCAUUCCAAGAUGGGAGCUCGUCGCCGGACAUGUCUGAGGAUUUGAAUGGUAGUGACAGAGUAACGGAGGACAACAUUUCCAUUAGCUCUCUGGAUUUGUCCAAUAACCAGAAAGGCGAUACAGCGCCAUAUGUGAUUCUUGAUGAUUCCGACUCGGACCACGAGACUCCUCUCCUGGAGCGCGACUCAUACGGUAAAGUGGCCCUGCCUGACUGUCGGGUCUCAACGGAAACAAUCCCAGACCCUUUGCACCAGAAGAAGCCGGUGUUCUGCACUCGCCUGCAUUCAUAUAAGGACAUUCGGCUAGGGCUGGGAGAGCAAUGGGCUAUUGAAGAGGGGUCGCUGAUCAUUGGCGUAGGCUCAGAGUAUACUUUACUCCAAAGUUACGAAAGAAGGGCAGAUGAAUUUGAGGUUUCUGGUGGUGACGUCUAUGUGGUGUGUUCCUUGUAUGCGGACCUGUGGGCGCUGUGCGCGAAGGUUUCAUCCAAUCCGUCACCAGAAGGGAAUGAUGCUACCCGGCUUGCUUUCCUUCCCCUAUGUGCGGUAACAUUGGCACCAAACUAUAGCGCAUUCAUCCAGCGGAGUAUCAGAUGUGCUCAAUACUCCGAACCGCACGCGGAAAGAUAUCCUGGGAAUGGGCUGCCUGUCAUGCCUCCGCGACGUUCACAUAGCCUGACUGCUAGCAACCAGAUAUUUCGCGGUCCCGACAGUCAGAUGUCGUUACCGCUGACUGUUCGUGAUAUAUUUCGAAGUCUUGUGUUGAAACAUACGGAUGACGAUUUUGUGCCGCUAGACUCCACAUUGGAGCCCAUAUUGUCGACGUUGACAAGCAGACGAUGGCGUUUUCUAAGUAGGGUGGGGCGCAUCAGAUAUUCCUCGAAAUACCGACAGAGUGGCAGGCAUCAUAUGAGACGAAAGUACGAUUACAGCCCGAAUCAAUCAUCUGAACCCGCCCACGAAACCGUUAAUUCAAAACCGAAUGGAUGGCGAGGACUGCGCAGGUGGCAAAGGACUCCAUCAUGGGAUAGCCAGAAAUUCAAAUGGCUGUCGUGGAAAUCUGAUCAUAUCAAUCCGUAUUGA
Messenger RNA from Aspergillus puulaauensis, 1227 nucleotides. RefSeq lists its product as uncharacterized. The record is from RefSeq and is a predicted model, not a curated record. Bases 1 to 1227 code for a protein of 408 amino acids. NCBI's taxonomy places the organism in Eukaryota, Fungi, Ascomycota, Eurotiomycetes, Eurotiales, Aspergillaceae. The transcript has 2 exons.